CACGUUUUUGUGCGUACGUGCUCGUUUUCGGACGCUUCAGGAUCAAAUAGAGGACGAGGAGCGGGCGGCUAGUCAUAAAAUCCCGAUCGUGUAAUCCUCGCUUCUGUUUUGUAAACUGACGGCAGAUUUCACACUUUUAAUCCAGUCUCUUACUUCAGAGAAACAGCUGUCCAGCUUGAGGGGUCAACAUGUGGCUGUUGUGGGUGUUUGGUGCCAUUUUAUUUAGUUUUCAACAGGCCUAUGCGACGACAGCGGGUUUUAUAAAGUCACCUAUGUCACAGACAAAGCUGGUAGGUGAUGGCGCUGUUAUGCACUGUGAGGUAAUAGGGAGCCCCAUCCCAGAGGUGCAGUGGUGGUUUAUAGAGGGCAUUGAGCCCAAUGAGACGGCAUCUCAGCUCUUUGAGGGAGCGCGGCAUGAUCGUGUACGCAUCAACACCACCUACAUCCAGCAUGGCGCCAGCACCCUGCUUCUGUACAAUCUCGCAUUCAACGACACUGGUGUUUAUGAGUGCCGUGCUUCCAACGACCCUGACCGCAAUGCCCUGAGGACACUGCCCAAAGUCAAGUGGAUCCGAUCACAGGCCAAUGUUAUUGUGAUUGAAAGGCCUGUGGUUGUGGGUAAGUCAUCAGACAUUAAUAACCAGACCUCUGCUACACUUAGCUGCAACUUUACCAACCCAGAAUCCGUAGUCAAGGGUCACCACUGGGAAAAAAACAAGAAGAUUAUCGGGGGCACCAAGAAAGAUGGAUCAGACCUCUACAUUGAAUACACAAUUUCGAAGAUUGAGGGCAACUCUGGAAUAUAUACUUGCGUCUUUCACUCUGAGCCACAAGCUGAAAAAGACAUCGCAGUAAACGGUGCUCUUCUUGUUAUGGCCCACAAGCACUCCGAGAAUGCCAAUGAGAAUGACAAAGCGGUGCUGGUGUGCGAUUGCCACAGCUACCCCUUGGUCAAUGACUGGACAUGGUACAGGGUCACAGAGUCAGGAAAUGAGAUGAUUGCAAAUGGCACCGAAAGGUAUACAAUCAAGAGCACACCCAACAAUUCCACAUUGACCAUCGAGAACCUAAACAAUGAAGAUGGUGGUGAUUAUGUGUGCUCUGGGCAAAACUCUAUGGGCACACAAUCAAGUGACAAGAUCCACCUACGUGUGCGUAGCCGCUUGGCUGCUCUCUGGCCUUUCCUUGGCAUUGUGGUUGAGGUCAUCAUCCUCAUCACCAUCAUCUUCAUUUAUGAGAAGCGGAGAAAGCCUGAUGAGAUUAAUGACGAUGAUGACUCUGGUUCAGCCCCUCUGAAGAGCAACUCUGCUACAAACCACAAGGACAAAAAUGUGCGUCAAAGGAACUCCAACUAGGAGGAUUUGAUGUAUCCUGAUGACUACUAAUCAAGAUGAAAAGCAUGUGUGGCUCCAAGAUCGUGCUCUGCAAUAUCUGAAUAAUCGUUUUUGCCUGAGUGUAAAUGUCUUGGGAUAUUGAUCUUUUCAUUUUUCAUUCUUUUUUCAGUAUUCCUCUCUGUAUUGUACUGCCAGCGAACUUGUUCUUAAAAAGUGUGCUUUAGGGGGGGGGGGCUGUUGGUCCAUGCAUGAUUUGUAUUCUUGCUGUAGAAGUGUGUUUUAGUGAACCCCUUUUCAUGUGGAAAUGAACAAUAGAUGGUUUUUCCUGUUGACUUUCUCUACUGUGCCGCACAAUUUAGCUUAGAUACCAAAUUGUUUUCAGUUACAGCUCCAACCUGCCUGUACAAUCAGCUAGCAUUUUCGGGGGAGGGGGGGUGUUUAAAUGCAAAUGGCUGAUUUUUAUACAAUCUCCUGCAGGUAAUUUAAACCAUGAUUAAAAAUUUGGUAUCCAGGUUAUAGUUCUGCAUCUAUUCUAAAAGCGUAUUUAUAAGCUCCAUUUGGCAUUUUUGAAUUUACAGAGGCUUUGUGUGUUGAGCUUUAUUACUACUGCAAUGAGAUGGUUUAUUAAGUGAUUCUCCUACUUGCUUCUCUUUUAUGGCAGUUUUUUUUCCCCUGUAAGCCUUAAUGUUUUUCAUUGUACAUGCUUAAUUUUAGUCAUAGACAUAUUGACAUUGCAGCACACAACCAACCACAUGCUGUUAUUGCCGUAUAUUGAAUUGCACUGUUAUAAUUAACUACAAAAUGCCACUUUUUUCUUUAGAUCUUGUCCCAGAUUAAUGUUUUAGUCUACAACACAAGAUUUUUUUUGUGAUGCUUUUUAAUUAAGGGCAGUGUUGGUGUUUUUGUAAUAGUAACAGUAAACAUGAUUUGAAAAGGACCAAGCAUACAAUUUGUGCCAUUAACUACUUUGAUGAUGCAGAAUACACAGUCCAGUACUACAACUACACAUUCAAGUACUAAUCCAUAAUAAAGCUAUUAUAGAUGUAUAAUUAAAGGAAAUGUGCUGUUUAGUUGAAGUAUUUACCUGAGUAUUCAUUCUCCCUGUGUGCAAUUCGGAAGCCAUCCUAUUUACAAAAUGAUGGCUGAAUUUGUGCCAUGUCGUUAAACAGGUAUGUUGAAUACUAAACUUUAUUGAGCUAGUGUAAAUUAUUUUGCCUUAGAGAAAUAGGAAAUCUUAAAUUGUCACCUUUACUGACUUGCACAGUCUGAAUAAAGUUAUUUGGUUUGAUUUUAA
Clarias gariepinus (North African catfish) is the source of this 2628-nucleotide messenger RNA. It is a transcript of the gene bsg, whose product is annotated as basigin. The record is from RefSeq and is a predicted model, not a curated record. Gene Ontology annotation, molecular function: cell adhesion molecule binding. Bases 189 to 1355 code for a protein of 388 amino acids. The transcript has 9 exons. Gene Ontology annotation, biological process: cell-cell adhesion. Lineage: Eukaryota; Metazoa; Chordata; Actinopteri; Siluriformes; Clariidae. Gene Ontology annotation, cellular component: cell-cell junction.